Molecule: messenger RNA, 3633 nt
Organism: Clavispora lusitaniae ATCC 42720
Lineage: Eukaryota; Fungi; Ascomycota; Pichiomycetes; Serinales; Metschnikowiaceae
Product: Reverse transcriptase (RNA-dependent DNA polymerase) family protein
Biological process (GO): DNA integration
Molecular function (GO): nucleic acid binding
Source: RefSeq, a predicted model, not a curated record
AUGAUCCCUGUAACCGUGAAUGAUAAAUCAUUUCCCGGAGUUCUCGUCGAUUCAGGCUCACCCCUUGAUUUCAUCGACCUCGACACGGCGAUCGAACUAAAGGCAGAAUUACAAGCACUUGCUAAGCCUAGCACACUUACCUUCGCUAAGAAAGGCGAAGUCGACCUGGUAACACACAAGGUUACCCUUAAACUAGAAAUGAAUGGUUACAUUGAGUACAGACCCUUCGUGGUUUAUCCAAACCUUCAUGAUAAGAUCCUAUUAGGACGCCCGUUCAUCAUCGACCAUCACCGGCGACUCGGACUUAUACAUCCGCUGAUGCAACUCCGGCCAAAUCAAACCGUGAUCGAGAACGACACGAAGUACGAAGACAUUAGUCUCGCAGAACUCGAAAGAGAAUGUAAAAAACAUAAUAAUGUUAUACUGACUCUCCUUGUGCAAAGGAUUGAGUACGACGAGGAUGCACAUCCAGGCAUAGUCCCUGUUGAUUUCGACCUAAAACGUUUUGAUGACGUUGUAACGGACGCGUUACCCGCAGGUCUACCUCCUGAUAGGAAGGUAAAGCAUCGAAUUACUCUCGUCCAAGGUUCUACCCCGCCGCACCGACCUCCGUACAGAUUGUCACACAAAGACAAACAGGAACUAUCUACGCAGAUUGAGACUCUAUUGAAAGAUGGACGAGUAAUCCCGUAUGGUUCCCCUUAUGGAGCACCCGUGAUCUUCGUGCACAAGAAAGAUGGUACCAAACGCUUGUGCGUGGACUAUCGUGCAUUGAACUUGAUCACCAUUAAAGAACGAUUUCCGCUACCCUUAAUUGAUGAUAUCUUUGAUACCAUUCAAGGUGCGAAAGUCUUCAGCUCCCUUGAUCUUCACUCUGGGUACCACCAAGUGGCAAUCGCGGAAGAGGAUUACGACAAAACUGCGUUCGUAACGCCUUACGGUCAGUACGCGUGGAGAGUAAUGCCUUUCGGUCUAACGAAUGCUCCGGCUACGUUCCAAAGACUUAUGAAUGAAAUAUUUCACAAGAUUCUCAACAAGACCGUGGUUGUCUAUCUAGACGACAUCCUCGUUUUCUCGAAAACGCAGAAGGAUCACAAGCGCGAUUUAGAAGAGGUAUUUAAAAUCCUCCGAGCAAACAAUCUCAUCGCUAAAAGAAGGAAGUGUUACUUCUUCCAAACAAGGUUGAAUUUCCUUGGACAUGUGAUCAGUUCGGAAGGAAUUUCCCCGAACGAAGACAAGAUAAAAGCCAUAAGAACUUGGCCAAUCCCGAAAUCAAAAAAGGAGGCAUUAAGCUUCUUGGGAUUGACGACAUAUUAUCGUCGUUUCAUUGAGAAAUACGCUCAUAUCGCAGCUAGUCUAUACGACUACACCGCUGAAAAAACUAAAUGGACUGAAGAACAGACAAGACUGUUUAACGAGCUCAAGGACAGAUUAGUUUCUGCUCCUAUAUUAAUAUUACCAGAUCCAAAGCAGAAGUAUGUCGUUUACACUGAUGCAAGUGAUCGCUGCAUCGGUGCCGUCCUACAACAAACGGAUAAACAUCACAAACUUCUUGGAGUCGUUGCAUACGAGUCAAAGAAACUCAGUGGAGCGCAAUUAAAUUACCCGGUACGCGAAAAGGAAUGCUUAGCAAUUCACUACGCCCUUAAGAAAUGGCAACACUACUUAAGUGGGACAAACUUCAUCGUAUACUCUGACCACCAGUCCUUGAAUUAUAUUCGCACGACACCCCAUCAGAAUCCACGUAUUUUACGUUGGUUAGAAUUCUUCGCACGGUUCGACUUUGAAAUCAAAUACAUUCCAGGACCCAAAAAUGUGGUCGCUGACGCUCUUAGUCGCCAACCUCAAACCAUUCAUACGGUAAAUCGAAUCGGCUUACUAGAAGAACCUGACGUGUUGAAUUUGGAGGUCAUGAAGGAAGAAUACAUCAACGAUCACCAGUUCGUCGAUGUCUACAAAAUCUUAAUCGAAAAGCAACCUAUUGACCCACAAUUAAAAAUACAAAACAAACUUCGCAAGUACACCGCAUGCGAUGGCCUUUUACGCUACGCCAUCUCCACGCACGACAAUCCACGACUAUGCGUUCCGAUCGGGGUUGUGCGUCGCCUCCUAUUACGACAAGCACACGACGCGGAUUUGAACAAUCACCCCGGGGCAUUAAAGAUGUGUGAGACCUUGAGCAGACAAUAUUACUGGGCCAACAUGCUCAAAGACUGUAAAGCUUACGCGAGAACAUGCGAAGUCUGUCAACUAACGAAAACUGCCACACAAUCUCCAUACGGCUUAAUCAUGCCAAUGCCCGUCCCGCAACAGCGAUGGACAGAAAUAUCAAUGGACUAUAUCACAGGUAUGGAAAAGUUAAAGAACGGAAAUGAAAAGGUCUUAGUGGUCGUCGACCGCCUUACCAAAAUGGUACACCUUAUUCCGACCCCGUUAGAACUCAAUACUAAAGCACUUUUCAAUAUAUUUAUGAAAGAGGUUGUCCGAUUACACGGAAUACCAGAAGCAAUAACAUCUGAUCGAGAUCCGACCUUUACCAGUCACAUGUGGAGUGUCUUCUCACACUUCCUAGGGAUCGACAGACGAAUGUCUACUGUCAACCACCCACAAACGGAUGGACAGACGGAAAGAAUGAACCGAGUGGUAGAACAACAAAUUCGCGCCCUACGACUCACGCACAGUGACCUCAACUGGGAAGAACUAUUACCUAUUGCCGAGUUCGCAAUCAAUGGGUCAUAUCAAACAACCAUUGGUACUACACCUUUUUUCGCUAACUACGGAUUUCACCCUCGUGUUCACUUCAAACUUCCGUCUGAUGACGACGUUUCGCUCGACGAAACCAUAACCUUAAAUGCUAAAGACGUUCUACGAUCACAUACCACUGUACUUUACCAAAUUCGAGAGAAUAUGGCACAGGCCCAAGACAGCAUGGAAAGACAUGAAAAUCGCCACCGACGUGAAUUGAUCUUACACCCUGGUGAGCUAGUGGCUAUCAAACGCAAACAUCUAUUUCGUCUGGACUCUCAAACCAAAUGGUUACACCCUUACGUUGGACCGUUUACGGUGGAACGACGUAUCAACGACAACGCGUACGAAAUCAGGCUCCCACCUGAUAUGCCAACGCACCCAGUCAUUAACGUCGAAAAUCUUAAACCAUUCCUCGAACGAGACCACGAUGUUUUGCACAUACCGCCAUACUCACCACUUGAUUUAGAUCAACGAAUCAACGACAUCACUGAAAUUACUAAAGUCGACGAUUUGGGAAUCUUCAUACACGUACGCUGGAAACACUGUGAUCCUGUCUUGACCACCAAAGUUCAUAUUGCUGCCUAUCGAAAGAUAGCCCGUGAGAAACGCUGUCAACUCGAACAAGCGUACAAUCACAUGAAAGAACUAGACAAACAGUUUCAUUCUGAACUCAGUUGGGAUACACCUCCGGACAGAGGCCCAACACCUCCGCCAACAACAAUGCCUACGCGCAGGCUUCCAUCAAUCCAUGAACCUGCUAUCGAUCGAGGACGACCGAGAUCUAGGAGGGGGAGAAUGUUUAGGAGAGAGAAUCAGGUCACGUGCAAGACAUUGAAUGGAUCAUAUGACGUGCGGUCAGGAGACGCGCGCGAUCACGAGAUAUAA